Olea europaea var. sylvestris is the source of this 1478-nucleotide messenger RNA. RefSeq names its product BES1/BZR1 homolog protein 4-like. The record is from RefSeq and is a predicted model, not a curated record. The coding region runs from base 254 to 1222 and encodes 322 amino acids. Gene Ontology annotation, biological process: DNA-templated transcription; brassinosteroid mediated signaling pathway. Gene Ontology annotation, molecular function: DNA-binding transcription factor activity. Lineage: Eukaryota; Viridiplantae; Streptophyta; Magnoliopsida; Lamiales; Oleaceae. The transcript is spliced from 3 exons.
CUAAUCAUAUGAGUCUUCAAAUUCAUAGCCCCCAAUUACCCUGCAAUUCUGCCACCUCCACUUCGUUGUUCAACGGCAGUUUUCAACACAAAUUCUGCCCUAAAUAAACAUUUAACCAAGCUUUUUCUUGGGAAUUUGCUGAUUUUUUUUUCUUUUGCUGUCUGAUCUGUGGACACUGCUUAGUCUAGAAAUGAGAUCGCGAGCUGGUUGAGUGAGAUAAAAGGGGGCUGUUAAUUAAGGUGGUGUUGCGAGAAUGACAGGGACGCGGCUGCCGACGUGGAAGGAGAGGGAGAACAACAAACGGAGGGAGAGGCGGAGGAGGGCUAUAGCAGCCAAGAUUUUUGCCGGCUUACGUAUGUAUGGCAACUACAAGCUCCCCAAACACUGCGACAACAAUGAGGUCCUUAAGGCCCUCUGCAAUGAGGCGGGAUGGACCGUCGAGCCUGACGGCACCACCUAUCGCAAGGGAUGCAAGCCAGUCGAGAAUAUGGAUAUUAUAGGUGGUUCUGCAUCAGUAACUCCCUGCUCGUCUUACCAACCAAGUCCGUGCACUUCAUACAACCCGAGCCCAGGUUCUUCUUCGUUCCCGAGCCCAGGUUCUUCCUCGUAUGCUGCUAGCAUAAAUGGAGAUGGAAAUUCCCUAAUCCCAUGGCUCAGAAACCUCUCUUCUGCAUCAUCUGCUUCAUCCUCAAAGUUUCUACACCAGUAUAUGCAUGGAGGUUCUAUUAGUGCUCCUGUUACCCCUCCUGUGAGCUCCCCAACUUCUCGAACCCCACGAAUGAGGACUGACUGGGAUGAUUCUUUUGCUCGCUCUGGAUGGGUAGGGCCCCACAACUCACUCUUUCCCUCAUCUACGCCACCAAGCCCUGGUCGACCGAUUCUUCCCGAUUCAAAAUGGUUUGCAGUUCAAAUCCCCCAAAGUGGACCGACUUCUCCUACAUUUAGCCUUGUUUCUUCAAAUCCUUUUGGCUUCAAAGUGAAAGAUUUGACCAGAGGUGGAUCUAUCAUGUGUACUCCAGGACAAAGUGAGACCUGCUCCCCUGCAGUUGCUGCUGGUUCCGAUCAUACUGCUGAUGUUCCUAUGGCCGAAGCGAUUUCAAAUGAAUUUGCAUUUGGAAGCAACUCAACCGGCCUUGUAAAGCCAUGGGAAGGAGAGAGGAUCCACGAGGAGUGUGGUUCAGAUGGUCUCGAGCUUACUCUUGGAAGCUCAAAAACCAGAUGAAGAAAUGCACCAGAAGAAAGGUUUGUGCAUUGAAUGAAUAUUCAUGCCGAAUUAAAUGAGGAUGUGAAGACACUUGGUUUUUCUGCUUUCUUGUAUUCAAAUUUUAGUUCGACUAGAUUAUCACUUUCAUUCAGGGUUAUUUAAGGUGUGGAAUGGUCUCCCAUCGAAAGCAUUGUGUGUGUGAAAACUUGAUGUGUUCUUGUGGCAUGACCUUUGCUAGGCUUAGUCUUAUCUUUAUUAUUUUGCAUUUUUUUUU